Entrophospora sp. SA101 is the source of this 1209-nucleotide messenger RNA. The record is from the annotation of a GenBank genome assembly. Lineage: Eukaryota; Fungi; Glomeromycota; Glomeromycetes; Entrophosporales; Entrophosporaceae.
AUGUCUCAAAAAACUUAUCUUACACAACAAAAGUUUAGUAAAACUUUUCUCUAUCCUAAUCCCACAAAUUUAUAUCAAUAUUAUUGCAAUGCAUUUGCUUAUAGUGAGCUUAUCAAUACAUAUCAAGAAACCAAGCCAGCUAAACAAAAAAUCAUGGAAGACGCAAACCUCAACUUGGCUGAUUCAACACCUCAACAACAUAAGAUUGAUUCGCAACAAUCGCCAUCUACACCUUCAUCAUCUACAUCUAAUUUUUCCCUUGUAGGCAUGUCACCUGAUCAACUUAAAUUGUUUACACCAGGUGGAACCUCAAAAAAUGCUGCUGCUCAACGUCAAGCUAUUUUGGACAUAGAAUUAGCACAAAAAAAAGUUUCUGAAUUUAGACAAUUGAUCACCAUGACCACUGAUGAAGAACUGGCAAAAGACCUAUAUACAAAGAUUCAGCACGCUGAAAAUAAUAUAAUUGAAAAUCAAAGAAGAUUAAAAAGAUUAAAAAGUGGUGCAGAGGCUCAAGAAAGAUUCAGGCAAAAAAGACAAAAGCGAUUAUCAGAUUCACCUGGCAGUGUUAGAUCUGGUGCUGAAUCAAUUGAAUUGAAUAAUGGGGAUGGAAGUUCAAUGUUUCAAGAGUCUACUGCAAGUAUCGAUUUAGGAUAUGCUUCUACAAUAGAAUCUGUUAUUGAUGAAAUAAGUGAAGAGUUACGCACAAUAAGUCUUGGCCCUGGGAGAAUUGUUGCAAUCAAUUCAGACAAAUCACAACUAACGCAACUUCGUUAUAAGAUAACUGCAUGUUUUGAUUCAGCAGCAACUGCUACAGCGUGCAAUGUUAAAUUAACUUGGGACCCUGAAUAUAAUGAUGUUCUGGUAAAUGAACAUUUAGCUGAAAGAUUCGCUAGAUACAUGAGUGAAAGAGGAGUUCAUUAUAGAAGUAAACAAGAUGAAUUAAAAGUUACAAAAUCUUCUACUGAUAUGGGAAAUGUCAGUUACGUAGUGCCAAGUAUUCAUUGCGUAUAUAAUAUUGGAACGCAAGCUAAACUUCAUACAGAAGAAUUUGCAAAUGCUGCAAAGUCUCUGGAUGCUCACAUUUCAACAAUUCGUGCUGCGAAAUGUUUAUCACUAACAGCCAUUGAUGUUUUUGUCGAUGAUAACUUGUAUAAAGCAGCAUUCCGAGAAUUUAAAUCAACUUUACAAAAUUGUAAUGAUGAUCAAUAA